Messenger RNA from Eutrema salsugineum, 1232 nucleotides. Its product is annotated as probable sugar phosphate/phosphate translocator At3g10290. Gene Ontology annotation, cellular component: Golgi apparatus. Gene Ontology annotation, molecular function: antiporter activity. The record is from RefSeq and is a predicted model, not a curated record. Lineage: Eukaryota; Viridiplantae; Streptophyta; Magnoliopsida; Brassicales; Brassicaceae. Bases 82 to 1053 code for a protein of 323 amino acids. The transcript is spliced from 4 exons.
AGGAGCUAAAAUUUCUCUCGUUUCUUUCGUGUGACUCCUAUAAAAAAAAUCCAACCAAAAUUUUCGAUCUCGACGACGAGGAUGAACAAGAAGAACCCAGAUCAGAAAUCAGAAAUGUCGUCUUCUUCAUCAUCUCCGAAGAAACAAACGCUCUUCAUAUCAUCCUUAAUCAUCCUCUGGUACACCUCCAACAUCGGUGUUCUUCUCCUCAACAAGUUCCUCCUCUCCAAUUACGGGUUCAAAUUCCCGAUUUUUCUCACAAUGUGUCACAUGUCCGCGUGCGCAAUCCUCAGCUACGUCUCCAUCGUCUUCCUCAAGCUCGUCCCUCUCCAAUACCUCAAAUCUCGCACUCAGUUCAUGAAAGUAGCGACUCUCAGCAUCGUCUUUUGUGCCUCCGUCGUCGGCGGCAACGUCUCCCUCCGUUAUCUUCCCGUCUCGUUUAAUCAAGCCGUCGGUGCUACGACGCCGUUUUUCACCGCGCUAUUCGCUUAUCUCAUGACCUUUAAGAGAGAAGCUUGGGUCACUUAUUGUGCUCUCGUCCCCGUCGUUACCGGUGUCGUUAUCGCCAGUGGGGGUGAGCCAGGUUUUCACUGGUUUGGAUUCAUUAUGUGCAUUAGUGCUACUGCAGCAAGAGCUUUUAAAUCUGUUCUUCAAGGCAUCUUACUUUCUUCGGAGGGAGAAAAGUUGAAUUCAAUGAAUUUGAUGCUGUACAUGUCCCCAAUAGCGGUUAUAGCUCUUCUACCUGUCACAAUUGUUAUGGAACCAGAUGUGAUGAGUGUGACUCUAUCCCUCGGAAGACAACAUAAGUACAUGUGGAUACUUCUUCUGCUUAACUCUGUAAUGGCUUAUUCAGCCAAUUUGUUAAACUUUCUUGUAACCAAGCACACAAGCGCGCUUACCCUCCAGGUUCUUGGAAACGCUAAAGGAGCGGUUGCGGUUGUGAUCUCAAUCCUGCUAUUUCGAAACCCUGUCACGGUGAUGGGAAUUGGCGGGUACAGUAUAACCGUGCUCGGGGUGGUUGCUUAUGGAGAGACUAAACGCAGGUUUAGAUGAGCUCUGAGACUCCUUACCUUAUGUCUGUUUUACUUACUAUCUAAUGGCUCUGAGGAACUGAUGAAACUUUGACAUUAUAUACAGUACCUUUUAGAGAUUGAGAUUUUUCUCUUAAAUCAUUUUUUGUAUCUAAUUUAUGGACAUAUUUAUAUACCUAUAAAUAUAUGUAAGGUGAUAUA